AUGGAUUUUCCAGGACACUUUGAGCAAGUCUUUCAGCAACUAAACUACCAGAGGCUUCAUGGCCAACUUUGUGAUUGUGUCAUUGUGGUGGGAAACAGACAUUUCAAAGCCCAUCGCUCUGUUCUAGCAGCGUGUAGCACACACUUCCGAGCUCUCUUUACUGUAGCAGAGGGUAAUCAAACUAUGAACAUGAUUCAGCUGGACAGUGAAGUGGUGACAGCAGAAGCUUUUGCUGCCCUGAUUGAUAUGAUGUACACUUCUACACUAAUGCUUGGGGAGAGCAAUGUAAUGGAUGUCUUGCUGGCUGCUUCUCACCUACAUUUGAACUCUGUUGUUAAAGCCUGUAAACACUACCUUACUACCAGGACACUACCAAUGUCUCCACCUAGUGACAGAGUUCAGGAGCAAAAUGCACACAUCCAAAGAUCUUUCAUGCUUCAGCAGCUUGGGCUGAGCAUUGUGAGCUCUGCAUUAAAUUCCACUCAGAGCACAGAGGAACAACUAAAUACCAUGAGCUCAUCAAUGAGAAGUAACAUAGAACAACGUACUACCUUUCCUAUCCAGCGUCUCCACAAGCGUAAACAGUCUUCUGAUGAUCGGGCCAGACAGCAAAUCAGACCUACCAUAGAUGAGUCCAUUUCAGAUGUUACUCCAGAGAGUGGGCAGUCAGUAGUUCAUUCACGAGAAGAUUUUUUUUCACCAAAUUCACUGAAGAAUGUGGACAAUUCUAAGGCUGAUGCUGUUAUUGAUAAACAAGAGGAUAAUACUAUUAUGUUUGAUCAGUCUUUUGGUGCUCAAGAAGAUGCUCAAGUGCCUAGCCAGUCAGACAACAGUGGAGGAAACAUUUCACAGAUAUCCAUCUCAUCUCAGAUAAUACAAGUGGAAACCAGUUUUGAUCAGGAAGCUACUUCUGAAAAAAAAAACUUCCCAUGCAAAAAUCCAGAGGUCAGUCUAAAUGAAAAAGAACACACGGGGGUGGUGGUUAAAUCUGAGCCUUUGAGUUCCCCAGAGCCUCAAGAUGAAGUGAGCGAUGUCACUUCUCAAGCAGAAGGCAAUGAGUCUGUUGAAGUGGAAGGAGGAGUGGUGAGCACAGAGAAGAUAGAACUGAGUCCUGAAAGCAGUGAUCGUAGCUUUUCUGACCCACAGUCUAGUACUGAUAGGGUGGGAGACAUCCAUAUUAUGGAAGUGUCAAAUAACCUGGAACACAAGUCCACCUUCAGUAUCUCAAAUUUUCUGAAUAAAAGCAGAGGUGGUAACUUUGGUGCAAGUCAAAAUAGCAAUGAUAACAUUCCGAAUACAACAAGGGACUGCAGAAUGGAUGGUGAUGCCUCUUACUUAUUGAGUCCAGAGUCUGGGCCUGCUAGGAGUCAUUCCUCUGUUACGGUUUGUCAUGUAGAGAAUCCAUUCAGUGAGUCUGCAGACUCUCAUUUUGUUAGACCAAUGCAGGAUGCAAUGGCUCUUCCAUGUGUACAGACUUCCAGGUACAGGGCUGCAGACCAAUUUGGUAUGGAUUUUCCAAGGUCAGGCUUGGGCCUGCAUUCUUCAUCAAGGACGGUGAUGGGAUCUGUAAGAGGUGGAGCUAGUAGCUUUCCUGGCUAUCGUCGCAUAGCCCCCAAAAUGCCUGUUGUGACCUCUGUCAGGAGCUCCCAGCUACAAGAUAACACUUCCAGUUCCCAGCUGUUAAUCAAUGGGACCACUUUUGAAAAUGGACAUCCUACACAACCUGGUCCACCACAGUUGACAAGGGCAUCUGCAGAUGUUCUUUCAAAAUGUAAGAAGGCCUUAUCUGAACAUAAUGUCUUGGUUGUUGAAGGUGCUCGUAAAUAUGCCUGUAAAAUCUGCUGCAAGACUUUUUUGACCCUAACAGACUGUAAGAAGCACAUUCGUGUGCAUACAGGAGAAAAGCCUUAUGCCUGUUUAAAGUGUGGCAAACGGUUCAGUCAGUCCAGCCAUCUAUAUAAACAUUCCAAAACAACCUGUCUGAGGUGGCAGAGCAGCCAUGGGAAUGCUAAUACAAACUUUUAA
Molecule: messenger RNA, 2025 nt
Organism: Nipponia nippon (crested ibis)
Lineage: Eukaryota; Metazoa; Chordata; Aves; Pelecaniformes; Threskiornithidae
Source: RefSeq, a predicted model, not a curated record